AACAACCUGUUCACCGCUCCCACAUUCCUGCAGCGAUGAUGGCGUCAUGAAGUGUUCCUCAAACAUCACUGACAUUCCCAUACUCACAUCAAACCCUCACCAUCCACAGGACUGAGCUCCAAACUCCUGACUCUUCUUACAGCAGAACCAUCAUGAUGUUGGAAAUCUACCUGGUAAUGACAAUUGCUGCCAGUGCUGUUUCUCAAGAGGCAGAAGAGACUGUAUCAUAUACGCAGUGCACAGAAGGCUAUGAAUAUGAUCCCAUUAAAGAGGUAUGCAAAGAUAUUGAUGAGUGUGCCCUUGUCUCUGAUGCCUGCAAAGGAGGCAUGAAGUGCAUAAAUCACUAUGGCGGCUACCUCUGCCUCCCUCAGAAUGCCCAGAUUUUUGUCACUAAUGGAGAUGAAUCAUCCCAGCCCAUAGACACCAUUCCCCAAACCCCCCUUAACCCGCUGAACCCCACUAACCCACAGACCCCCCAAACUCGCACCCAGUCAAACCAUAGAGGAGUAGCAGCUGGAGCCGCACAGUGCUUGCUGGGUUUUACACUGGAUGAGCAAAACUACUGCCAAGAUGUAGAUGAAUGCUCUAAAGGCCUACACACAUGCAAUGCAGACCAGCUCUGCUAUAACACCAGAGGCUCCUACACCUGUCAGUGUCAUCCUGGAUACCAGAAACAUGGAGAACAGUGUGUGGAUAGAAAUGAGUGUAUGCUAUCACACUACUGCAUGCACAGUUGUGUGAACACUGCUGGCUCUUAUUACUGUGAGUGUAAAGAUGGCUACCAGCUCGCCAGCAACAACCACAGCUGUGUAGAUGUGAAUGAGUGUGAUCUGACUCAGCCGUGCCAACAUCAGUGUUUCAACCUCCUGGGCUCAUAUAUCUGUCAGUGUGAUCGGGGUUAUGAACUUACAUCAGAUACGGUCUCUUGUGUGGACAUAGAUGAGUGCGCAUUCUCCAGCUACAUGUGCCAGUAUGUGUGUAUUAACAGCCCCGGUGGAUAUUCCUGCAUCUGCCCAGAGGGAUAUCAGCUGCAGAGAACAAGAAUGUGUCAAGACAUCAAUGAGUGUGACACAGUCCAUGAGUGCAGGGAAGAUGAGAUGUGCUGGAACUAUUAUGGAGGUCAUCGCUGUUACCCUCAGAACCCGUGUCUGGAGCCUUACGUGCUGACAUCAGAAAAUCGGUGUUCUUGCCAGUCUGCGGGUGCGUGUCGAGGCCUGCCGCAGUCUAUUGUUUACAAAUAUAUGAGCAUUCAUUCAGAGCGCACCGUACCAGCAGAUAUCUUUCAGAUUCAAGCCACAAACAUCUUCCCCAGUGCACACUACACCUUCAGGAUUAAAGCUGGAAAUGAUGGAGGAGAGUUCUUCCUUAGGCGGUUCAGCAGCAUUGGUGCGAUGCUGGUCUUGACAAAGUCCCUGGAGGGCCCUCAGGAGCUGAUCGUUGAUCUGGAGAUGAUCACUCAACACACAGUGAUGAACUAUCGCUCAAGCUCUUUACUAAGGCUCACCAUCAUCGUGGGACCCUACCCCUUCUAACACUACUGCUGCUUCACACAUUUAUACACAUCCAGAGUGCUUGCAUUAAAGUUACACGCAGCAACGGUGAGAUGUUAUGAAUUGCUGACUGUUCUAAUGUGUCUUUGUCUUACAGUCAUAAAAAAAUUAUCUGAAUCUGGGCUCCAGACUGCCACUAAAAUGGUUGCCAAUGUGACAAAAAAAAAAAAACAUUUUAUGUUAGUAAUUUAAAAUCUAAAAACUUUAUUGGUUUUGUCAUAUUUCCUCUUCGUCGGAGUCGCAGGGUAGAUGGUGUAGAGAGGAUAUUUAGUGUGAUGGAUCUCUUUGAUCAACCACUGAAAAGUAUUCAACAACAGAGUAGAAUGGAUGCCUUUGAAUGAAUUUCUUCUGUAUAUGAAGGAUGGGUGAUUGUUUGUCACACACAAGUACAGCACAUUUACCAAAAGCAUAAUCUUAUAAUGAGUUUAUUCACAUUUGCAAGUACUGCUUGCUUUCAGAGUUUGUCAGUCAAAAAACUGGGGACAGUUUAUACUGUAGGUUUGAGAACAAACAUCUCAAAUGGUUAGACAGCCUCAGAGUCAUGAACUGAUGUGGUGGGAAUAACACGACUGGUGCCAUUCUUCAAUAUAAAAUGACACAAUUUUCUAUUACUAAACUAUAACCAUUUCUAAAAAUGACCAGUAAUGUUCUGUAACAGUUUUAUAUCAAAUGUAAAUUGGGAAUCUUUUUAAUCAGAAAUUUUCAACAAAAAGUCAUUUAAACCACAUCACAGGAAAACCCACAGUUGGCACCUUUUUGUUCCAUUGUAAUCUUUUUCUCUCUCUCUCUCUCUCUCUCUCUCUGUUUUUUUUUUUUUUU
Molecule: messenger RNA, 2369 nt
Organism: Carassius gibelio (silver crucian carp)
Lineage: Eukaryota; Metazoa; Chordata; Actinopteri; Cypriniformes; Cyprinidae
Gene: efemp1
Product: EGF containing fibulin extracellular matrix protein 1
Exons: 11
Coding region: 153-1532 (459 amino acids)
Molecular function (GO): calcium ion binding
Source: RefSeq, a predicted model, not a curated record